This is a messenger RNA of Anoplophora glabripennis (Asian longhorned beetle), 1094 nucleotides long. RefSeq names its product proteasome subunit beta type-7 (gene Prosbeta2). Bases 188 to 1009 code for a protein of 273 amino acids. The record is from RefSeq and is a predicted model, not a curated record. Gene Ontology annotation, cellular component: proteasome core complex. The transcript has 3 exons. NCBI's taxonomy places the organism in Eukaryota, Metazoa, Arthropoda, Insecta, Coleoptera, Cerambycidae. Gene Ontology annotation, molecular function: threonine-type endopeptidase activity.
AAAAAAUUGAAGCAACAGAAAAUCUAUGCGACAGAAGAUCAGCAACAUUAAAUGAUUUGACAUCUCAUCUAAUAACUACUGACACUGACUUGCAUUUUACAUUAUUUGUGAACAGUGAAUAUUAAUAUUGUGGUUUAAGGAAAUAAAAGAAAGGCUUUAAAGUGUAACAUCUCAAAAAACUGAAAAAAUGUCGGUACUGUGUCCAGAACAACCUUCGGCUGGAUUUUCUUUUGAAAAUUGCAAAAGGAAUGCAUUACUGCAAAGUAAGGGUUUUGCAGUACCAAAGGCUACUAAAACUGGAACAACUAUUGUAGGAAUUAUAUACAAAGAUGGGGUUAUACUUGGAGCUGAUACAAGAGCCACUGAAGAUACAACUGUGGCCGACAAAAACUGUGAGAAGAUACACUAUCUUGCACCAAAUAUGUAUUGCUGUGGUGCAGGGACCGCUGCCGAUACAGAAAUGACAACCCAAAUGAUUUCGUCUCAGCUAGAACUCCAUAGACUGUACACGAAUCGUGUUGCAAGAGUAGCAACAGCAAAUCAAAUGCUCAAGCAAUAUCUUUUCCGCUAUCAAGGCUACAUAGGAGCUGCUCUCAUCUUAGGUGGUGUUGAUGUAGAUGGUCCUCACUUAUAUCAGAUUUAUCCUCAUGGAUCAUCCGACAACUUACCGUUUAUAACGAUGGGUUCUGGGUCCUUAGCUGCAAUGUCGGUUUUUGAAUCGGGCUGGAAGCCAAAUUUGGAUGAACAAGCUGGGAUUCAGUUAGUUAGAAAUGCCAUUGCAGCUGGCGUUUUUAAUGACUUGGGUUCAGGAUCUAACAUUGAUGUGUGCAUCAUUCGCAAAGGGUCCACCGAUUAUAAAAGAACUUAUGAUGAAGCUAAUAAGAAGGGUGUUCGCCAAACAUCUUACCGCUAUCCUAGAGGAACGACGAGAGUUUUAUCUACUAAAAUUGUAGACGUUGAAGAGGUAUCUGUUCAGAGAAUUGAACCCGAAAGGAUGGAUACUGCAUAAUAAUCUAAUUUUGGUUUAUGGAUGAUAUAAAUAAAUUAACAAUUUUCAAUGUAAUUUCUUUAUAAAAUAUAUAAUUCUUUCCAGA